Penicillium cosmopolitanum is the source of this 1173-nucleotide messenger RNA. RefSeq names its product Zn(II)2Cys6 transcription factor domain-containing protein. The coding region runs from base 1 to 1173 and encodes 390 amino acids. The transcript is spliced from 2 exons. NCBI's taxonomy places the organism in Eukaryota, Fungi, Ascomycota, Eurotiomycetes, Eurotiales, Aspergillaceae. The record is from RefSeq and is a predicted model, not a curated record. Gene Ontology annotation, biological process: regulation of DNA-templated transcription. Gene Ontology annotation, molecular function: DNA-binding transcription factor activity, RNA polymerase II-specific; zinc ion binding.
AUGAGUAUGAAUACGAACUUGGGCAUGAGCAUGAGCACUCUCCGACAAAAGCGACAGUCCUGCGAAGCCUGUCGAGCGAGAAAGCUACGAUGCUCCGGCGAGAGAAAUGGCUGCUCACGAUGUCGCAAUCUCUCUCUACAAUGUAAAUUCCAAGACAAAGGAGCUCCCGGCCGUCCAAGAAAGCGACCCCGACACGAGCAAUCAGAUCGCGAAUGCGAACGCGAAUUAGCCACGAGAGAACCCCAACCACGACCAAUCUCACCGAGCUGUUUCCAGCUCUCACCACCCAUCGUACACGACCCGAUGGAAUCAGCCCAAGUCGAAAGCAUGCUAAUGGGCAAUGGCGACUUCGGUCCACUCCCACUAGAAAUGUCCAACAGCUGCGGCCUGGGCUCAUCCUGCUCUCUCGAUUUCUCCGGCUCGCUAGAUUUCAGCACAUUUCCCAUCGGCCCAUUAUCCAAUUCCCACCUCGACCACCAUCACGAAGGUCUAUCAGAUAUGUCCCUAGCAACGACAACAACAGCUUGCAUCUCACCGCCCCUAUCACCGCAAUCUUGCCAAUGCGACGAGGAAGUCUCAGAUUCAGUCCGGGCUCUAAGUCGCGCAACAAUGUCACACAACAUCAUCCGCAAUCUGCGCGACGGAAUCGGACUCACGGAGAGACUACUCACAUGUCCAAUCUGCUACGACGUCUCCAAACCGCCUCGAAUAACAGUUCAAAACGUACUGUUAAUCGGCAGACUCAUGUUCGAGGUAACAUCGACGUAUGGGAAAUAUCUAAAAUGGCUCCGAACAUACUGCACCGACCUGGACGACAAAAGUAAAAGCGAGACAAUAUAUCUAAUCCCGGGACUGGAAAUCGGUUCCGAACUUGGGUUCAAGAUUGACGGGGCGCGAUUUCAUGAAUUUAUUACACAUGGGUUGCAGGCUGAUGCCGAUCGGCUUAUCUCUGUGGGCAAGCAGUUUGCGCAGAGACAGAAGAAUCGUCAUUCGGUUGGCCAUGAGACUUGUCCUGAUGUUGAGGGUCGGUGUCGGAGGGAGGAGUAUGGGCUUGAUCAUGAUCCGCUUGAUCUUUGUCCGCAAAAUGCUGCUUCGAGGAGGUUGACUCCUUGUUUUAGAAUUGUGGAUGAGGUGCAGUCUAUGAUUGAGCAGGUUGUUGAGUCGGUUUCUUGA